AUGUCAACCAGCCUCCUCCCGGCCCUCGAGCGCCCGGGGAGAACCGAUGACAUCCGCAGCAGAGCCCAGAAAAUGGCUCGUCAGGAAGGGCUGGUGGGAGCCUCGGUGCUGGGCUUCGUGGCCGACCUGUCGCUGGGCUCUCCCGCGGGCCCCCCAAGGGGCGCGGCCCGCCUGGACCUCUACGAGCUCGCCCCCGGGCCCCCCUUUGGGGACACAGCCUUGGCCCUGCGCCAGGGGCUGCCUCUGAGCACCUUCGGGGAUGGGGACCAGGAGGAGGAGGAGGAGGAGGAGGCGGCGCAGAGGCGAGGGGCCACGGCCCUCCUGGACAGACCCAAGCGAAAGCGGGUCAUCACCUCCGCCCAGCGCCAGGCGGCCAACAUCAGGGAGAGGAAGAGGAUGUUCAACCUCAACGAAGCCUUUGACGAGCUGAGGAAGAAGGUGCCCACCUUCGCCUACGAGAAGAGGCUGUCCAGGAUAGAGACCUUGCGCCUGGCCAUCGUCUACAUCUCCUUCAUGACGGAACUGCUGGACAGCUGCAGCCAGGAGGAGGCGAGCUAG
Molecule: messenger RNA, 558 nt
Organism: Alligator mississippiensis (American alligator)
Lineage: Eukaryota; Metazoa; Chordata; Crocodylia; Alligatoridae
Gene: FERD3L
Product: Fer3 like bHLH transcription factor
Exons: 1
Coding region: 1-558 (185 amino acids)
Biological process (GO): developmental process; regulation of transcription by RNA polymerase II
Molecular function (GO): DNA-binding transcription factor activity, RNA polymerase II-specific; protein dimerization activity; RNA polymerase II transcription regulatory region sequence-specific DNA binding
Source: RefSeq, a predicted model, not a curated record